Messenger RNA from Peronospora matthiolae, 702 nucleotides. Lineage: Eukaryota; Oomycota; Peronosporomycetes; Peronosporales; Peronosporaceae. The record is from the annotation of a GenBank genome assembly.
AUGCGAUGCGCGAGCAAGGCCGCCGAGAGCGCGUCUGCACGUCUCUGUGCGGACGCCGAAGCAGAAACAACAGAAACUGAUGUCUCAUCGGUUGCUGAAACGACCCAGCCUGUGUCACUUGGUGACGCAGGCGCUGGUCAUGAAGACACUCGUGUCUUCACAGAGUACGAGCUCGGUGUCUCGUACUCUCCUGAUACGGAAGACGGAUCCGUAUCGACGGCGAUUGAAUCUAAGCCGCCUGCCAAGCGUGGCAUGGAUGAUGCAAUGCGUCGUAGCAUCUUUGGUUCAUCUGAUGAAUCAGAUGAACCAUCGCCAAAGCGAAGGCGCUCGAGAUCGCAAGACUCGGGCGCUCACAUUGGUGUCGGUUCUCCUAUGGACACCACUUUGCAGCGAGAUACCAGUACUUCUGUCGGCACGUCGCAGGAAGAGCGGGACCGCAAUGUGUUGCGUCUCGCUCCUGAGAAGAAGGCAUGGAUGCCUCCUAAAUCAGUCAUGGAUCACUUUUCGGCGACGACGAGUGAUCGUUAUCGAACACGGUUGUUCGAUUCGUCAAGGAUCCAUCACCUUGACCCCUGUGCGAAAGACUAUCGCGCUGAGAAUGAAUUCUUCAUCGAUGCUUUCUUUAGACAUCGAUGGUACAGGGGGAAUCACAAGCGUGAUGGUCCCUCACUGCUUCAAGCGUGGAACGCCUCACAUCCAUAA